GGCAGCUAGCAAAUUUUGCGCAAGUAUUUGUGGGUGCGUUACACUAUUGAACACAAACUUCAGCGUAAGGUUUUACCAAUUGGUGCUCCAGCUGAAAUUCCAGCAAAGAUGAGGAGGAUAGCUUUCUGUUUGGGAAUCUGUCUUACUGUGUUAGGUUUGAGCAAAGCAGUGAAUGGAAAUGAAGCCUGCCAGGAACCGAUGCAGCAAGGAGAGCCGACAGAUUCUAAAUUAAAGACCAUUCAAUGGUUCUACGACUCAGUUGCUGACCUUUGCCAACCGUUUUUCUACAGUGGAAAAGGAGGCAACAAUAACAGAUUUUCAAAUGAAACAUACUGUUUGAAAACCUGCUCUGAUACUUAUUCUGAAAAGUUUCCAGAAGGAGACGCAGUGUGCAAUCUGCAAAAAGAACGAGGGGAUUGCCGUGCCAACAUCCUUAAGUGGUACUACGAUCCAACCAUCAACAACUGUGAUUCGUUCCUCUUCAGUGGAUGCCAUGGGAAUGGAAACCAAUUUGAUGACAAGAAAAGUUGUCAGAAACUAUGUGCUACCAGAGGGCAAGGACGAUUCAACGUCGAUGCUGAAGAAGAAGGUGACGUUCAGCAAAGAGAUGAAGGUGAUACUGUUGCCAUUGUGUUCGGAUGUCUCUUUGGCAUUGUUGUCAUUGCCUUUGUGGCUGUAUUUGUCAUUCAGAGGAAAAGGCAUAAAAGCAAGAAAAACAAAUCUAAAGGAACAGAAGUAGAGAUGCAGUAAGUUACUGCGAAGUCUGUCACAUUGAGGAAGAAAUAACAGUUUCCUGGAGAUUUACUGUCAUUUGUUGGAAGGAAUGCUUGAAUUUCUUUAUUUUAAAUAAUGAUUUUGUACAUUGACUUUUAUAAAACUUAGUACAGAGAGAAUUUUUUUGUAUCAAUACUAAAUUAAUUUACCCAUGCUUCCCUUUCACAAAUGCAAAGAACAACUCAUCAAGUGUACAUCAAUGUUAAAAGCUGUGGGGAAUCCUAUUGUUUUGCUUAUAUCCAUAUAUAUAUGUAUUAUAUAUAUAUAUAUAUAUGGGUAUAUGUUUGUGUACAUUCACUAAUUGAGAAGCAAAUUGAAAUUUGAUGACAUUUCUACUAAUCUGUAUGUUUGCCAAAAUAAUUGAUGAAUUGAGAUCUAUGCCUUUGAAUUUGACUGUUCUUUGUUGUUAAAAGGACUUUUCAUUAUUAUGUUUGACAAAGAAGUUGUAAACUGGAACUAAUUCUUAUGAAGAAAGUUGUUUGACAAAAACAUGGUACAAAAUAUUAAAAAUUAUAAUAAAUAAAAAAGACACAAAUAUAUGAUUCCCUGCUUAUAUGAGACUAUUCAAAUUACAAAUAUGUUUAGUUAAAUUAAACUUUUUUAGUUUCCUGCUCUACACAGAAGUUAAUCAUCAAGUAAUUUCCAUACAGUAUGAUUGUGAAAUACUAAUGGACAUGAACGUAAGUAUGAUUUUUUGGUAGCUACCUUUCAAUACACAUUUCAACCCUAACUUUGGUGAAUUCUACAAAUAUAUUUGACUUUUUAAAAUAUCCUGACAAAAAAAAGUGUCAAAAUAUAAAGACUGUUUUUGUUAUUCAGUAUCUCAAAGUCAGGUUUUUACACUGAGUAAUAAAACCUGACCACUUCUUUCUUGUAGUUACAAUAAAUAGCAUUCCUGUGCCUCUUUCAA
Molecule: messenger RNA, 1684 nt
Organism: Chiloscyllium plagiosum (whitespotted bambooshark)
Lineage: Eukaryota; Metazoa; Chordata; Chondrichthyes; Orectolobiformes; Hemiscylliidae
Product: inter-alpha-trypsin inhibitor-like
Molecular function (GO): serine-type endopeptidase inhibitor activity
Source: RefSeq, a predicted model, not a curated record